AUGCUGUCCCCCAUGAAGGACCAAACGCCUGAGGAGAAGGUACUCGGGUAUGUCGAGGAACCGGAUUCGCUGCAGCUGCAUCUGCUCCUUGCUCAGAAUGGGCUCAAGAUGGCCUCCGACGAGCUCCAUGUCCAAUGGGCGAUGGGGAACCGGCGACAUCCUCGAAACUGGAGUAUAUUCCGGAAGGCGUAUGAUAUCAGCUUGGUGGUGUUCCUGGAGUUGUUCACUGCUAACAUUGAUGGCCUAUUUAGAACAGCUGUCAGCACCGCAGGUUCAACUGCAGCCGGAGCUGCGGCCGUUGAGUUCGGCCUCGGAAAGACCCUGUCCAUCUUCUACUUCGUAUCAGUGUAUCUAAUAGGACAGGCAAUCGGUGGCAUCCUCUUCCCCCCUUACUCCGAAGCGUUCGGACGCAAGAAGCUCUAUGUCGUCAGUACGGCGCUGUACAGCAUCAGCUGCCUCGUCGUGGCUGCCGUCCCGUCGCUGAUAGGGGUGGUCCUGGGUCGCUUUGUGAGUGGAUUGCUCUCUGCGAUUCCCACUACUGUCGUGAUAGGCAGCAUCGAGGAUAUGUUCAACUCCCGUGACCGCAUCUGGAUGGUCUGUAUCUGGGCCAUUGUCAGCAACCUUGGUCUGGUUGUAGGGCCUAUCAUGAGCAUUUAUGUUCUGGCGGAUCUUGAGUGGCGCUGGCUGUUUUAUAUCGCAACCAUCGUGACUGGCGUUCUCACGUUUCUCCUUCUGAGCAUCCGAGAGUCGCGUCCCUCGCUCAUACUGGCACGGGAAGUUGCAAAGCUUCGCCAAGCAACCAACAUCGAUUCCCUGGAAGCUGUGAAUCCCGAUCACGCGCCGGAUCUGCGCAGCUUCGCGCGUGUCGCACUGGCCCGACCUUUAUUCCUUCUCAUCACCGAGCCGAUCGUGUUCAUAGUGUCGCUGAUCAGCGCCAUCGCCAUCGCACUGGUUUAUCUGUUUACAGAAGCCCUGCCUCCCAUCUAUGAAUCGUUCGGUUUCCGUGACCCGCAAUCCAGCCUGCCCUUCGUCGCCAUCGGCGUGGGGCUCAGCCUCGGCUUGCUGACCCGGUGUCUGGAUUUGUAUAUCAUCGACCAGCACCGGCAGCAGGGCCGCGUGUUGCUCCCCGAACACAAGCUGCUUGGUCUCUGGCUGGGAGCCCCGAUCCUCGCAGGCGCACUCUGGGUCUUCGCCUGGACGAUCCCGCCUGCAGUGAGAGAUCUGCACUGGAUCGUAUCCGCCAUCGCUCUGGGACUGGUCGGAUACUCCCUGAACGAAUUAGACUAUGUCCUGGGGGGCUACCUCACCGACAGCUAUCUAAGCUACGCAUCGAGCGGGUUUUCCGCGUUGAGCUUUCUUCGAUCGAUCCUAUCGGCUGUGUUUCCGCUAGUCUCGACGUACAUGUUCUCGGCAUUAGGGGCCAAUCUUGCUGUCACUGUGCUGGCGGCCAUGGCUACGGUCUUUUGUAUCGUGCCGCCCCUGUUCACCCGACAUGGCGAAAGCCUCCGGGCCAGGAGUAACUUUGCCAGACAGAGCUUGAGCAUGUAUCACCAGUACAGCGUUGAUGAGCAUGGAUAUUGA
Messenger RNA from Aspergillus clavatus NRRL 1, 1581 nucleotides. RefSeq names its product putative MFS multidrug transporter. The record is from RefSeq and is a predicted model, not a curated record. The transcript has 5 exons. The coding region runs from base 1 to 1581 and encodes 526 amino acids. Lineage: Eukaryota; Fungi; Ascomycota; Eurotiomycetes; Eurotiales; Aspergillaceae. Gene Ontology annotation, biological process: transmembrane transport. Gene Ontology annotation, molecular function: transmembrane transporter activity.